GUAGUGCGAUCAUGGCCUCUGCUAGGAGAGAAUGUCCGCCCGUCUCAGGGUGGCUGCAAUGUGGGUGGGUGGAGGAGACAUCAAAGCCCGGAUGGGUUUGUGCUGUAAAGUGAAACUACCGAGGAGGGGCACCUCUGCAGCAGCCAGAGGAAGGCGGAGGGAGCGAGCGGCGGGAUGGAGGCAUCUCAGGAGUUGGCAUCCUUUGGAAGAGUUCGUGAAACCUUUCUGCCCAGAGCUCCUGGACCAAUGCAUCUUCCCACCACCUUAAACCACUGAGCAGUUCAGCGCCCCAGUUGCAGACAACUUGUCCUGCCACCACCAUGAGUUCUGAAUGUGAUGGUGGUUCCAAAGCUGUGGUGAAUGGCUUGGCACCUGGCAGCAAUGGGCAAGACAAAGCAACUGCCGACCCUUUACGCGCACGCUCUAUUUCUGCUGUUAAAAUCAUUCCUGUGAAGACAGUGAAAAACGCCUCAGGCCUAGUUCUCCCUACAGACAUGGAUCCUACAAAAAUCUGCACUGGGAAGGGAGCGGUGACUCUCCGGGCCUCGUCUUCCUACAGGGAAACCCCAAGCAGUAGCCCUGCGAGCCCUCAGGAAACCCCGCAACACGAAAGCAAACCAGGUCUGGAGCCAGAGCCUUCUUCAGCAGAUGAGUGGAGGCUUUCUUCCAGUGCUGAUGCCAAUGGAAAUGCCCAGCCCUCUUCACUCGCUGCCAAGGGCUACAGAAGUGUGCAUCCCAACCUUCCUUCCGACAAGUCCCAGGAUGCCACUUCCUCCAGUGCAGCCCAGCCGGAGGUAAUAGUUGUCCCUCUCUACCUGGUUAAUACUGACAGAGGGCAAGAAGGCACUGCCAGACCUCCAGCACCUCUGGGGCCUCUUGGCUGCGUCCCCACAAUCCCAGCGACCGCCUCUGCCGCCUCACCUCUGACCUUCCCGACUCUAGAUGAUUUCAUUCCCCCUCAUCUGCAGAGGUGGCCCCACCACAGCCAGCCAGCCCGCGCCUCUGGCUCCUUUGCCCCCAUUAGCCAGACGCCACCAUCCUUCUCACCACCACCUCCGCUGGUCCCUCCUGCCCCGGAGGACCUCCGCAGAGUCUCGGAGCCUGACCUCACGGGAGCUGUUUCAAGUACCGAUUCCAGUCCUCUACUAAAUGAAGUUUCUUCUUCCCUUAUUGGAACUGAUUCCCAAGCCUUUCCACCAGUUAGCAAGCCUUCAUCCGCCUAUCCCUCCACAACGAUUGUCAAUCCUACUAUUGUGCUCUUGCAACACAAUCGAGAACAGCAAAAACGACUCAGUAGCCUUUCAGAUCCUGUCUCAGAAAGAAGAGUGGGAGAGCAGGACUCAGCACCAACCCAGGAAAAACCCACCUCACCUGGCAAGGCUGCUGAAAAAAGAGCAAAGGAUGACAGUAGGCGGGUGGUGAAGAGCACUCAGGACCUAAGCGAUGUUUCCAUGGAUGAAGUGGGCAUCCCACUCCGGAACACUGAGAGAUCAAAAGACUGGUACAAGACUAUGUUUAAACAGAUCCACAAACUAAACAGAGACACUCCUGAAGAAAACCCUUAUUUCCCUACGUACAAAUUCCCUGAACUUCCUGAAAUCCAGCAAACUUCCGAAGAGGACAAUCCUUACACUCCCACCUACCAGUUUCCUGCAUCUACUCCUAGUCCUAAAUCUGAAGAUGAUGAUUCAGAUCUGUACUCUCCCAGAUACUCGUUUUCUGAAGACACAAAAUCUCCCCUUUCUGUGCCUCGCUCAAAAAGUGAGAUGAGCUACAUUGAUGGUGAGAAGGUAGUCAAGAGGUCGGCCACACUACCCCUCCCAGCCCGCUCUUCCUCACUGAAGUCAAGUCCAGAAAGAAAUGACUGGGAACCCCCAGAUAAGAAAGUAGAUACAAGAAAAUAUCGUGCAGAGCCCAAAAGCAUUUACGAAUAUCAGCCGGGCAAGUCUUCCGUUCUGACCAACGAAAAGAUGAGUCGGGAUAUAAGCCCAGAAGAGAUAGAUUUAAAGAAUGAACCUUGGUAUAAAUUCUUUUCGGAAUUGGAGUUUGGGAAACCGCCUCCCAAAAAGAUAUGGGAUUAUACUCCUGGAGACUGCUCUAUCCUUCCUAGAGAGGAUAGAAAGACUAAUCUAGACAAAGAUCUCAGCCUCUGCCAGACAGAGUUAGAGGCAGAUUUAGAAAAAAUGGAGACGCUUAAUAAAGCACCCAGUGCAAACGUGCCACAGAGCUCAGCCAUCAGCCCUACUCCGGAAAUUUCUUCAGAGACUCCUGGAUAUAUAUAUUCUUCCAACUUCCAUGCAGUGAAGAGGGAAUCAGAUGGGGCUCCUGGGGAUCUCACUAGCUUGGAGAAUGAGAGACAAAUUUAUAAAAGUGUCUUGGAAGGUGGUGACAUCCCUCUUCAGGGCCUGAGUGGGCUCAAGCGACCAUCCAGCUCUGCUUCCACUAAAGAUUCAGAAUCGCCAAGACAUUUUAUACCAGCUGAUUACUUGGAAUCCACAGAAGAAUUUGUUCGAAGACGUCAUGAUGAUAAAGAGAAACUUUUAGCGGACCAGAGACGACUUAAGCGCGAGCAAGAAGAGGCUGAUAUUGCAGCUCGACGCCACACAGGCGUCAUUCCGACGCACCAUCAGUUUAUCACUAAUGAGCGCUUUGGGGACCUCCUCAAUAUAGACGAUACUGCAAAAAGGAAAUCUGGGUCAGAGAUGAGACCUGCCAGAGCCAAAUUUGACUUUAAAGCUCAGACACUAAAGGAGCUUCCUCUGCAGAAGGGAGAUAUUGUUUACAUUUAUAAGCAAAUUGAUCAGAACUGGUAUGAAGGAGAACACCACGGCCGGGUGGGAAUCUUCCCACGCACCUACAUCGAGCUUCUUCCUCCUGCUGAGAAGGCUCAGCCCAAAAAGUUGACACCAGUGCAGGUUUUGGAAUAUGGAGAAGCUAUUGCUAAGUUUAACUUUAAUGGUGAUACACAAGUAGAAAUGUCCUUCAGAAAGGGUGAGAGGAUCACACUGCUCCGGCAGGUUGAUGAGAACUGGUACGAAGGGAGGAUCCCGGGGACAUCCCGACAAGGCAUCUUCCCCAUCACCUAUGUGGAUGUGAUCAAGCGACCACUGGUGAAAAACCCUGUGGAUUACAUGGACCUGCCUUUCUCCUCCCCAAGUCGCAGUGCCACUGCAAGCCCACAGUUUUCCAGUCACAGCAAGCUCAUCACGCCAGCCCCCUCAUCUCUGCCCCACUCCCGCCGAGCCCUGUCCCCCGAGAUGCACGCUGUCACCUCUGAGUGGAUCUCACUGACUGUGGGGGUCCCAGGCAGGCGUUCUCUGGCCCUGACCCCACCCUUGCCUCCUCUGCCAGAGGCUUCUAUCUAUAACACUGACCACCUCGCCUUGUCACCGAGGGCCAGUCCCUCCCUGUCUCUCAGCCUCCCCCAUUUGAGUUGGUCAGAUCGUCCCACCCCACGAUCAGUAGCUUCUCCACUGGCUCUACCUUCCCCACACAAAACCUACUCUCUAGCAGCCACUUCCCAGGCCUCCCUUCACAUGAAUGGAGACGGUGGUGUCCACACGCCAUCUUCAGGCAUCCACCAAGAUAGCUUCUUGCAGCUGCCGCUGGAGAGCUCUGAUAGUGUCAUCUCCCAGCUUAGUGAUGCCUUUAGCAGCCAGAGCAAGAGGCAGCCAUGGCGCGAAGAGAGUGGACAAUAUGAGAGGAAAGCAGAGAGGGAGGCAGGCGAAAGAGGCCCUGGUGGACCCAAGAUCUCUAAGAAGAGCUGCUUGAAGCCUUCAGACGUGGUCAGGUGCCUGAGUACUGAACAGAGACUCUCAGAUCUCAACACCCCUGAGGAGAGCCGGCCUGGCAAGCCCCUGGGUAGCGCUUUUCCAGGAAGUGAGGCUGAGCAGACAGAGCGGCAUAGAGGUGGCGAGCAGGCGGGGAGGAAAGCUGCUCGGAGAGGUGGGAGCCAGGAAGCGGUUUGCAAUGAGAUCAUAAACAUUGCCGAAAAAUCUGUUCAUUACUGCAGCACUGUUUCUCAUCCCCUUGACUUUCAUCACAAGGUAUCCCCUUCUGACAAUAAAUCAUCUUUAAUCAUUUCUCAGCAACCUCAAGCCCAGCAGCGAAGAGUCACCCCCGACAGGAGUCAAACCUCACAGGAUUUAUUUAGCUAUCAAGCAUUAUAUAGCUAUAUACCACAGAAUGAUGAUGAGUUGGAACUCCGCGAUGGAGAUAUCGUUGAUGUCAUGGAAAAAUGUGAUGAUGGAUGGUUUGUUGGUACUUCAAGAAGGACAAGGCAGUUUGGUACUUUUCCAGGCAACUAUGUAAAACCUUUGUAUCUGUAAGAAGACUGAAAACCAUGGAGAUUAUUUUUAUUGGAGGAUGAAGCGUCAUUCAUGAACUGAUCUUUUUAGUUGAGUCAGUAGGAAAAUUAAUACAGUGGAUAAAGUAAGAAGCAAAAGACAGGGACAGAGAAGUGUUGUGUUUAAAACCCAAGCCUGUCUAAGGUUACUGUGUGUUAGACAGGGCCGAACUAGUGUGCUGAGCAAAAAUAAUUGAAGCAAAUUGUAUUUACUUAGCCGCUUCUGGGAGCCACUUCAGCCUUUCCCGUCCCCUCCACCUCUUGGAUAAUCUGACCUGAAGCAUAGUCCAGGAGCAGAGUUAGCCAGAAAUGCCUCCUGCUGCCCCAGCCUUAGAGAGCUCCCAUCUCAAAGGAAUCAUUGAGCCUGAAGGCUUCAAGCCCAAGAAUGCACCAAGACCCCCAGCCUACGUUUCUCAGCUCCCUGGAGCCAGCUGAUCCUGUAACGCUGCUGGAGGUCAGUCUGAGCUACCAAGACUGUCCCUAGACAAAGAUGGAGUCCCCCACACUGCCCAAGACCAAAUCCCUCACUCAACCUGCUGAGAUGUGGAUGGGGAAACGGAGGCAAAACUGAGGCACCCAAUGCAUUCAGCCUGCUGUGCAGUAGUGCCAUUGACUGCCCUGGUGUUCAGACAGAAAAGCACACAAGGUUUGCCCAUGAGAAUUGGGGAACAGAUGGCCAAGCAGAUAGGUUAUGUCUGUUUUCUGAGUGGUGAAGUCAGGAAGCCCUGUGGCUCUGGAGGCCACUUGCAGUUCAUUCUUUUCCCAUAUCCUUGGCUUUUAGAAAUGGUUACCUUCAGGACAGUGCAGCUGCAUUUAUCAGAGCACUGUUGCUAAGUUUUCUUUUCUGGCUUGUGUUUGUCUGGGACAGUUUAGAAUUGGGAGGCCUAUUCUCAUAGAAAACCAAAAAUGAUGUUCAAUGAUUCAUUUAACAUACACCAAUGUACUCUGGCUGCUGGGGGGACAACCAUAAGCAAGACAUGCCCAGGGUUUGCCGUGGCUCCAGAUCUACUCCCUGUAGGAGUUCAAGGAUCACACAAAAUGUAGUAACCAGGGUUGUGAAUCUGAAUACACCCUGGCGAGGCUUCUCUUCAGACUGAAGCAGCAAUUCUGCCACUACCAGCAGCAACCAGGACGUCUGUUCUUUGUGGGGGCCAGAUCAGAAGAGAGAGGCCCCUAUGACGCCCGGGCUGCUUGGUCACAACUCUGUCCAACUCAAGGAAGUUUAUCGGCCUCUCUUAGACCACUGAGUGAGACAAAUACAGAAAUGACCCAUUCCCUGCCCACCAGAAACUCAGAGGUGAUUGGGGAGACAGACACAGGAAAACGAACUUAAUCAAGAGAGACUGUGAUAUGUGCUAAGAAGGGUGUGAGGGAGGAAGAGAUGAAUUUUCCCUGGAGGGAUCCUAGAAAGCAUUGUCAUAUUGCCAUCUCCAUUAGCCCACUUUUAAACAACUAGAGUGCUGGAAGAACCUUUGUCUGAGGGUAGUUCAUAGCUGGAAAUACUUGGAAUAUUUUCCAGAGUCUAAACUCUCAUCUUCCCCCACAGAUACACAUCCAAGCUUACAAAUAGGAGUAGCAAUUCUAGGUGGUAGGGUUGUGUACAGGAACCCCUGGCUGUCUGCAUAUAUCUCAGAAUUACCCCAGGACCACUGUCCCAAAGUCUAGAGUCUUUACAGGUAGGCAAAAUUUGUUUUCAAUGCCUGUGCCUCAGCUGCUGUCACAAAUAUCCAUCUUAGGAUCCCACCAGCUUCCCAUCCCCCACCAGACAGCCACAGUACCCUCACUUUCUCCCUAUUGUUCUUUCAAAUCCUGUUCUCAGGAAAGAAACUGCCACUAAUUCAUUCACACUAAGGUGUAAAUGAUUGAUAAUAGGAAUGAGUUACCUCUUCCCACAGACAUUUGUUUUUAAGUAUGACAGAGCAGGGCCUUAAUCCCAAGGGAAAAGGUUAUGGAACUGGAGGGGGUGAGCUUUCUGGGUAGAAGGAGACUUCCUGAUUUUCCUUAAAACCCAGUAAGAGUAAGACCUCUUGCUUUGGAAGGUCUGCUCCACCAUCUGAGAGCACUGUUUUUUUGGGUUUUUUUUUUUUUUUUUUUUUUUACUGUCUCUGAGGGAAUAUAGUAAAAAUGCAUAUGCACGUGCAAUUCGCACGGCAGCAUUUCACUGAUUUUGGAAUAUAUUGGCUAAUGUGUUUCCUGGUCUUUAGAUGCAAACCAUUAAUAACACUAUCUUAUCUAAUAGUUUUUUCAGGGGUGCUUCUUGAUUAGUAGGUAAUUUGGAACACCUCUUUAAAUACAGCUAGAAAAUAAAACCAAUUUGUAAAGCCACAUUUGCAUAUGAUGCCAGCCUCACGCAUUUGUAUAUCUCCAGAAAUUCAGGUAUGCCUCACCAAUUUGCCCGUCUUUAAUAAAAUCUUGUGUUAAAAUUUGCAUCACGUCGCCUUCCUAUGUAUGAUGAAACAAGAAACAGAUUUCCAAUUGCUCUUUUGUCUUCAGACAUUUAGUAAUAUAAAGUACCUAUUUUUAUGCUGAAAUGUUUAUACUGGUUUAUUAAUAGCAAGUGCAACUAAUUGGCGGCAUGCCUUGCAACACAUUUUGAUAUAUUAGCCAUGCUUCCGGGUAAAGGCAAGCCCCAAACUCCUUAUCUUUUGCAGUCUCUCUGGGAUCAGUAAAAGAAAAAAAAAAAAAUGUGCUUAAGAAGUGGGACUGUAAAUAUGUAUAUUUAACUUUGUAUAGCCCAUGUACCUACCUUGUAUAGAAAAAUAAUUUUAAAAAUUUGAAUGGAAGGGGGUGAAGGAACUCAUGAAGUUUUUUUGCAUUUUUAUUUAAAUGAAGGAAUUCCAAAUAACUCACCUACAGAUUUUUAGCACAAAAAUAGCCAUUGUAAAGUGUUAAAAUUUACGAUAAGUAUUCUAUUGGGGAGGGAAGGUAACUAUGAUCUCAGUUACAGUUUUUUUUUUUCCUUUUUAAUUUCAUUAUUUUGGGUUUUUGGUUUUUGCAGUCCUAUUUAUCUGCAGUCGUAUUAAGUCCUAUUGCUAGAAUAGGUUACUACAAAAAAGAUUAUAUUCUGAAAGAAAAAUAACUGACAUUAUAUAUAACCAAUUAAUUUAAAGUAUUGCCAUUUAAAUUACACACUGAGAGCAUGUCCUGUGCAGACAUAGAUUUUUCUGUUCAUUUAUUUUUCUUCAUUGCAGUGGAUUGAUUUGAUAAAUAGAUGUGUUGAAUUACUACAUUUGCUGUACAUACUAUUUAAUAAACCUUAUUCAGAAUUGCGUGGCA
Molecule: messenger RNA, 7621 nt
Organism: Nomascus leucogenys (northern white-cheeked gibbon)
Lineage: Eukaryota; Metazoa; Chordata; Mammalia; Primates; Hylobatidae
Gene: SORBS1
Product: sorbin and SH3 domain containing 1
Exons: 33
Coding region: 321-4328 (1335 amino acids)
Biological process (GO): cell-substrate adhesion
Cellular component (GO): nucleus; cytoplasm; cell-substrate junction
Molecular function (GO): protein binding
Source: RefSeq, a predicted model, not a curated record